This is a messenger RNA of Pyricularia grisea, 1090 nucleotides long. RefSeq lists its product as uncharacterized. The coding region runs from base 155 to 775 and encodes 206 amino acids. NCBI's taxonomy places the organism in Eukaryota, Fungi, Ascomycota, Sordariomycetes, Magnaporthales, Pyriculariaceae. The transcript is spliced from 2 exons. The record is from RefSeq and is a predicted model, not a curated record.
ACCUGGAGGUGGUACUAGGAAAGCAAACAACGUCUAUCAACUCCACGAAGCGUCGCGGCAAAUCUGCAACAACCAGCAACCAACCAAGAAAUCGGUUCGAGCCCUCAAAGUCCUAAGUCCCCCAGAUGCCGCGCCACCAGACGCAACACCCACGAUGAUACUCCAACACAUCCUCGCGCUCCUCGCGGCAGCCGCACCUCUCGCCCUGGCAGAGCCGCAAACCGCCGCCAUCUACAUCCAGCCCAUCUCGUCCUCCUCGCCAGCACCGCCGGCCCCGCUAGCCGAGAUAACCUACGACCUUGCCGAGGCGAGCGACCCGACGGCGCAGGUGACAUCUUUUGAGCCGCCGGAGCUGCCAGAGUCGGCAUCGCUCGUGCGCAUCGGCGUCUUUGACGCAGCGGCCGAUGAGUGGCUGUCGUCGACGUCGGUCGCCAGCGUCGACAACUUCAGCAAGGGCUACUCGCCGCAUUUCGUGCUAACCCUCGGCCCGCCGGGUGUUGCUGGCGGUGAGGAAGGGCCCGCGCCCGUCAUCAUCGGGGCCGCCGUCAAGGGUGUCAAGGUCGACGCCGGCGCUACCAGGGAUUUUGGGCCGCAGGCGGUCCUGGUGAGUGGUGAGAGGGCACCGCAGCCGGCGCUGAACCGGCCCGUCGUGCUCAACAAGGAUGGUGCUGGUCGCGGUGGAGAGGUUGAAGAGAAGACGUUUUUGCAGAAGUACUGGUGGGCACUGGGACUGUUGGCGUUCGUUAUGGUUACCGGCGGUGGAUCCGAUAAAUAGACAGGAUGCUGGUAUAUAAAGACCUAUGAUGGUUUGAGUGAUGGGCCUGGUCGGAGUACGGAACUAGGACUAUGAAACCACUAUUCGCCUAUAUAAUGAAAGCAUGGCCUGUGGUAUUGCCAUCCAGUUCUUCAAACUAAAGCUUUACAUGAAGCGGUUAUAAUAGUCUAGUGCCAGUGCUUCUGAUACAUAUGCUCAUUGGAAUGGAGGGGAGGUCUAUAAUAGUCGCCUACGCCGAUAUAUUAAGACCAUUUAGUUUCUCGUGGCUGGGUCUUCAAAAGAUGCCCGUGCCAUGUUUGUCCCAGUAACUUCUUG